AAACCCCAAACCCUAAAUUUUCUCUGUAUGGUUCUGCUGCCAUUGAUUUCUUUAAACACAAAAAAAAAAAGCCCCAAAAAAAAACCCUAAACUCUCUUUGGUAAAAGUCUUGUUGGUUGAUUGGUAGAGAAGAGUGAAGGAGGUGGUGUCUCAUGGCGUAUUGCCAUCAGCGUGAUUUCAUGUUCUGCGACCGGUGUGGAACUAUGCUAUCUUUCGAUUCCACUAAGUAUGCUCGCUGCCCUCUCUGCAAAUUCAAACGAAGACUCAAAGAGAUUGCUGGAAAAGAAAUACGUUACACGGUCACUUCCGAGGAUAUUAAAAGGAAUCUGGGCAUAGUGUCAUUGGAUGAUUUUGAGGGAGAGCAGCAAAAGAAACAAAUGGAUCACAGUAUAAAAUGUAAAAAGUGCCAGCACUUGGGGCUCUAUUAUAUUACUAGACAGAUUAGAUCUGCUGAUGAAGGACAGACUCUUUUCUAUGACUGCCCCAAUUGUGGUUAUAGCUAUAAUGAGAACUCAUGAAAGCAACGAUGGGAAACUGUUUUAGGCCCUACAAAUUUAUCUGUACUUGGUAAUUUAAUUUUAGUAGAGUUUUGGACAACUGCCUACAAGUGUUGAUGUUUGUAGUAUGUCAGUGUUAUAUUUUUGCUUCUCUGUGUUUUUGUUCAUUCUGGUAAAGUGUUCUUCUUCCUCUC
Molecule: messenger RNA, 691 nt
Organism: Camellia sinensis
Lineage: Eukaryota; Viridiplantae; Streptophyta; Magnoliopsida; Ericales; Theaceae
Product: TFIIB zinc-binding protein
Biological process (GO): DNA-templated transcription; termination of RNA polymerase I transcription
Cellular component (GO): RNA polymerase I complex
Molecular function (GO): zinc ion binding; nucleic acid binding
Source: RefSeq, a predicted model, not a curated record